GUAUCCACUCGUCAAUGGAACUGCCCCCCCCCCCCGGGUUUAAACUGUUCCUUCAUCCGCCAUAUCUGGCCCCUCAAAAUAUUUUGCUCAUUGCGCUAAUGUAAUGGUUAUAAUUUUGAAAUGUUUAUUUGGCUUUUCCUUGUCAGGCGAUGCUGGUUACCGGCUUCGUUACAAGUUCCCUGACCUCCAUCGAACGUCGCUUCCAGCUACGUAGUCGAGAUCUGGGAAUCAUAAUCAGUAGUUUCGACGUAACUAGCAUCAUCCUCGUCCUCUUCGUCACUUUUGUUGGUGGUCGUGGCAACAAGCCGCGCUGGCUUGGGACUGGAUGUAUCAUCAUCGGCGCCGGUGCGCUCAUCUACGCCCUCCCGCACGUCACCACGGGAAACUACCGUUACACGACAUCGAGGGUGUCGCCGACAUGCGGAGUGGAUGCCGAAGCCGCGGCUGCCGCCGGUGGCGACGUCACGAUGUCGUGUGAUGAUGUCAUGGAUGAGAGGCCGUCGAGUUUAGCGCAGUAUAUGUACGUUUUCAUGGCUGGACAAACGUUAAUGGCCAUUGGAUCGCUUCCGCUGAAUACCUUGGGAGUUUCUAUGCUGGAUGAAAGUGUGUGCUUGGAACAGACAGGAUUGUACAUGGGUAUAUUUUUGGCUGUGGCAUCUUUGGGACCUGCAGCUGGCUACAUGUUGAUGGGUGUCUUUCUAAAUAUAUUCACCAAUUUUUCAAAUCCGUUCAGUACUGAUAUUAGCACAUCGGAUCCCGGCUGGGUGGGUGCUUGGUGGAUAGGCUUCAUCAUAGCCGCAGUUCCAGCUUUCCUUUUCGGGAUUCCGCUUAGCUUGUUCCCACGAGAAUUACCAGAUACUGCCAGAAUAAGAGCGGGUAAAGAAAGUCAAGUUCAUGCACGAGGAGGGGCUCAUGAGACAGAACGACCAGGCUUUGGUUCAAGACCAACUGAUUUCAUCAUCUCACUCAAAUACCUUGCUGUCAAUCCGACAGUAAUGUGUACUAUCUUAGGCAUCUGUGCAGAUACCAUGCUUGUUUCAGGUUGUGCAGCCUUCAUGCCCAAGUUUACACAGAAUCAGUUUCGUCAGACAGCAAGUGCAGCAAAUUUUCUAAUUGGUAUCGCAAUGCUUCCGGGUUUAUCCGGGGGCGUUCUCCUUGGUGGUAUUCUGACCAAGAAAUUCAACUUGAAGGUCCGUGGUAUGCUGACGUUUGCUAUCGUUUCUGGCUUGGUGACCAUUGUGCUACUAGGGACCGUGCUCUUGCGUUGCCCCCAGCUGCCGGUAAUAGGUGUAACGGCCUCCUACGAUGGACACAAUCUGAUGGAGUAUCAUCAAGAUAAACGUCUCGAUGAUGAAUGCAACUUGGGUUGUACUUGUAAUACCGAGCAGUACAAUCCAGUAUGCGUUGAAGGUGGCAUUGCCGAGUAUUUUGACCCAUGCUAUGCUGGAUGUAAAGUGGAUUAUGGGAAUGGGACAUAUGGUGAUUGCGAAUGCUUGAGGAAUUUCAUCUCGGCUAACCUGACUGCAUCGACCCAGGUCCAACACGGCCCGUGUGAAUCGGACUGCUUCCUCCUGCCCAUCUUUGUUGCUGGUGCUGCAUUCUUAUUGUUCUUCCAUUUUCUACCAGGAGUAGCACUGGUCAAUACUCUACUCAGAUGUGUUCCAGAUUCUCAGAGGCCAAUGGCUCUAGGAGUCAACUCUAUUUUGAACAAACUAUUAGGUGCUACCCCAGGCCCCAUUCUAGUUGGAGUCAUGAUGGAUGGAGCUUGCCUGCAAUGGCAGCAGACCUGUAGCAGUGAAGGAAGCACAGAGGGUGCUUGUUGGAUAUACAACGACGAGAACCUGUCCUGGCGGAUGUUCGGUCUUGGUCUCAUCAUGAAAGUAACGGCUGUGGCCCUCUUUAGCCUCGCCCUUUUUUUCUACCGUCCCGCUACACCCGGCAACGGUGGCACCAUGGAUGAGGCCAAUGAAGCGGUUGCAACGGCAUCGGAAAGCACAAUACGGGUUCCUGAAGCUGGCAUGGGUCGAGCUUCACCAGACCUGGCCGUGCAGCAGGAUGAAAUUGUUCCACUCGAUGGAAUACAGUUGUACAAAUGCGGUUUAGCCCGAGAGGAAGACUCCAGGUAGUAGUUAAUUCACAUAUUUUCCACAAGCACGUAUUCCUGACCCAUUUGUAAUUAGUGAGCAUCAUUGGCGGCGGAAGCCAAAAAUUUUAGGGGGGGACCAAAAAAAUUUUUUGACAAGCAAAAAAAAAAAAAAGGUUAUCAACAAAAAAUUUUAGGGGGGACGCAAGAAAUAAAAUUGACAAGC
Messenger RNA from Lytechinus pictus (painted urchin), 2309 nucleotides. Its product is annotated as solute carrier organic anion transporter family member 4A1-like. The transcript is spliced from 10 exons. Gene Ontology annotation, molecular function: protein binding. The coding region runs from base 150 to 2126 and encodes 658 amino acids. Gene Ontology annotation, cellular component: plasma membrane. Gene Ontology annotation, biological process: transmembrane transport; sodium-independent organic anion transport. The record is from RefSeq and is a predicted model, not a curated record. NCBI's taxonomy places the organism in Eukaryota, Metazoa, Echinodermata, Echinoidea, Temnopleuroida, Toxopneustidae.